AUGAUGAGCGGCGUGAGCAGCAUCGAGGCCGUCAAAAAGAAGAUCAAGGUCCUACAAGGACAAGCGGAAGAAGCCGAAGAGCGAGCCGAGACGCUGCAGUGCCAACUGGAGGCCGAGAAGCGGGCUCGCGAACAGGCGGAGGCGGAAGUGGCGUCGCUCAGUCGCAGUCUCCAGUUGACAGAAGACAAACUGGACCAGACGCACGAGAAGCUCACCUCCGCCACCGAUAAGUUGGACAAGCUGGAGAAGGUGGCCGACGAGAGCGAGAGGGGGAUUCGCGUCAUCGAGACGCGAGCCAUGAAGGACGAGGAGAAGAUGGAACUGUUGACCGUCGAGCUCAAGCAAGCUCAGAUCAUCGCCGAGGAAGCCGAUCGCAAAUACGAGGAAGUGGCCCGGAAAUUAGUGAUGGGGGAGCAGGAACUGGAGCGUGCCGAAGCCCGAGCGGAGCUCGCCGAGAGCAAAGGUCGCGAGCUGGAGGACGAGCUGAAGAGUCUGGUGGCCACGUCCAGGAGUUUGGAGUCUCAGGCCGAGAAGUUCUGCCAACAGGAGGAGCGCUCCGAGCUGGAGAUCGGUAGCCUCAGGAGCAAACUGACAGAGGCGGAGAACCGGGCGGAGUCCGCCGAGCGCCAGGUGGCCAAACUGGAGAAGUGCGUGGACGACCUGGAAGAAUCGCUGGCGGCGGCCAAAGCGGCCAACGCCGAGCUCCACGCCACGCUGGACCAGACCAUGGAGGAGCUCAACUCCUGCUGA
Nerophis lumbriciformis (worm pipefish) is the source of this 750-nucleotide messenger RNA. Lineage: Eukaryota; Metazoa; Chordata; Actinopteri; Syngnathiformes; Syngnathidae. The record is from RefSeq and is a predicted model, not a curated record.